AGUAAGUUUCUGCUGUUCGGGUAUUUCUUCCGUAGCUACUACCAAGGUAGAAAGUGGAGAUAUUCUAUUCUUUCUUACUCUGGGAAUCUGGAUGCGACUUUGCACUUAUCAUCACUCGCGGUCCAAGUGCCAGUAAGCUGAGCAGUCGAUCGCAAUACAGACACAAACACAUUAUUCUUCUCGUGGUGCAGAAAGGAGAUGUCACCUCGCAGUAAGCUGACGAUUUCGAUCUUCGUCCCAAUCUCCAUUUGUGCACCCAUCUCCGGAUGGAUAACGAUCUGCAGCACCUUCCUGUCCACCACGUCGCUCCAUCGGGUCGAUGCGCCCGUUGUACAGCAGAUGCAUGGUAGAUACAGUACGACACGUGCGAUCAGCUCGUAUAUCAUUUGUUUGUGCUUCCUUGUGCUUCCUUGUGCUCGUGGCUCCACCAGAUUUGGGGGCUGUGAACGGGUAUCAACCUCCACUUCACUGGCCUCGCUGCUGGCUGCAGGGAUCACGAGGCUGCCCUGCAAGACAUCUAAAACAAUCACCUUCCAGCGCACGCCCAGAAAAAGUAUCCGAGAGCACGCAGCAGCUGUGCCGCUGCGCCACCGUUUCGUUCCUUCGUUUGUCUAUCGCAAUACGUACCGCUUCCUCCGGCAGUUGUGGGUUUCUUAGCAAGUCUUUCCGCAGUUCGAUUUUAGGGUCGCUGCUUUUGCGAGGUGGGUUGGAAUGGUUUGAUGUUGCAUCUGACCAUUCGUAACCCCAGAAUACGAAAGGACGAACACGCCAGGAACCGAUGGAGGAAGGCUGAUAUCACAAUCGAACCUUUCUUUGGUGUCACCAUAGCUUCGUCUGACGAUUAGCUCUUACUAUCUACAUCUUCUUUGUCUUCAAACA
Messenger RNA from Mollisia scopiformis, 879 nucleotides. RefSeq lists its product as uncharacterized. The record is from RefSeq and is a predicted model, not a curated record. Lineage: Eukaryota; Fungi; Ascomycota; Leotiomycetes; Helotiales; Mollisiaceae. The transcript has a single exon. The coding region runs from base 199 to 657 and encodes 152 amino acids.